AUGAUAGCCACCAUCACUUUAAUUCCGGCUCCGGUGGACACUGAAGGCGAUGAUCGGUAUGUGUGGCGUCAUGGGGAGGACAAGUACAAACCGUGUUUCUCAAGUGUCAAAACGUGGGAGCAGAUUCGAAUGCAGCAUCCUACCGUAGCUUGGAGCAAGAUUGUAUGGUUCCCACAUGCCAUCCCUCGGUUCUCUUUCAUUACUUGGCUGACACUCAAGGAUAGAUUGUCCACGGGAGCCAGAAGUAGGGCCUGGGGAUGCAUCCAGGCAUGCCUUCUAUGCGGAGAACCAGAUGAAACUCGAGAUCACUUGUUCUUUGCGUGUCCCUACUAUUUCACGGUCUGGAUUGAUCUGGUGGGGUACCUCUUAGGGUCUCAUGUGAACCCUAACUGGUCUAUCACCAUCGCAUCUCUUCUUUCUUCUCGUCGCAAGGAGAUCGAUACUUGUCUCCUAAAACUUACUUUCCAGACCACGAUAUACAGCUUGUGGAGGGAGAGGAAUAGUCGACGGCACCAAGGCCACCCACAGAGCGCUGCUCACAUGGUUCGUAUCAUCAACAAGCUCAUCAAGAAUAGGAUCUCCUCCCUGCGUCACCGGCGCCCAUCUUUCUACAGCGAUAUGAUGCAGUGUUGGAUGGGACACACCACGUAG
Molecule: messenger RNA, 651 nt
Organism: Brassica oleracea var. oleracea
Lineage: Eukaryota; Viridiplantae; Streptophyta; Magnoliopsida; Brassicales; Brassicaceae
Exons: 1
Coding region: 1-651 (216 amino acids)
Source: RefSeq, a predicted model, not a curated record